AUGGGCGCCGCCGUUGCAGGGUGGACCGUGGCGGCGGUGCUGCUUCAGGUCGCCGGCCUCUCCCUCUUCCUCUACGGGUUCUUCCCCGUGAAGCCCACGCUGCGUAGCUUCAGUGGAGCCGAGAGUUACCAGGUGCCUUCGUGCGGCUUCGUUAGUGCUGGGGAGCAGGAGCCGACGCUUCACCCGGAUCAGCUCAGAUCUCUGUACAGGGAACUCUCUGGGAUCCCUCCUGUGUACGAUCGCUUAGUGUUGAUGGUAAUCGAUGGACUACCUACUGAAUUUGUACUUGGGAGAGGCAGGAAACCUCCAAGCAAAGAAAUGAUGGAGUCUAUGCCAUACACUCAGUCUUUGUUGGCUGGUUGCAAAGCAGCACCUUACCAUGCCAAGGCUGCACCUCCCACCAUCACAAUGCCCCGACUAAAAGUUGUGGUUAGCGAUCAUGGCAUGACUGAAGGGGGUAAUCAUGGAGGAUCUUCAUAUGAAGAAACUGAUUCAUUUGCGCUUUUUAUAGGACACAGUGUUGAGAGCCCAUAUCGUUCGCCCUAUGACCAGAAUGAAGCACUUCAAGUGGAUCUUGCCCCAACUCUUGCUCUUCUACUUGGUAUUCCAAUUCCGAAGAAUAAUUUUGGUGUUGUGCUUCCAGAGCUUUUAAACUCGUUGACAGAUGACCAGAAACUAAGGAUGUUAGAGCUUAACUCAUGGCAAAUCUUAAGAUUGCUGCAAGCACAAGUACCUGCCUUCUGCCUUGAAGAUUGUAUUAAUUCGGAGGGCAGCAUUGUACUUGACAUCCUUCAUGAAUCUAUUGAGAAAAAAUUGUGCCAUUUACUUUCUAAAGCCUUUUCUUCUCAUCAAUCCUCACGUCUUCAUCGAGGUUCUGAUUUCAAGUCUGUUAAAGCUGGGUACUAUGGGACUGCUGCAGAUAACUACUACGGCUUCUUAAGAUAUGCGAGUGAGUGGUUGUCUCACAGAGCAACCGAUGCACGGUCUCUAAGUCAAGUUGAUCACCAUUCAGAGUCAUAUUUGGAUCAACGCUGGCACCUUGAUGAGGUUCUUGUUCUUGCUGGGAUGUUUCUCUAUGUCAUCAGUCUUGGUUCAAGUUCUUUUGUGGAAGAAGAGCAGUAUACAUGGCACUUUCUCACUUCUACUCUGUAUUUAAUAUUUCUGACCAAGGCAGUCCAGUCAAUGCUGAAAGGAUCAAAUCCAACACUUGGUCAUAAAGCAGAAGAAAAGAGCUUUGACAAAAGUGGGAUCAACUGGGUUCACUUUCCUGAUAUUUCAAAGUUACUGGCGCAAGCUGACUCUUCUGUUGUAAAGUCUCUUCAGAUUAUCUCAGUUCUUGCAGUUGUGGUAUUGUUUUCAGUUUCACUCACUUUACUCAGAGCAAGACCAAAGUUUGUUAUAGGAGUAUGGUUGACCCACAUUUCUUGUGGAUUUUUGGUUCUGCUGCAUAUCUGGGCAAAUCAGAUCAGUACUUCAUUACCAAUUAACCAUAGCACAGCAUCAAUAGCUCGACAGUUUUAUGUCAUUGCUAGUGUUUCAAUAUCUGCCACUGUUCUUGCUUCACCUUGGGUAUUUCCAAUGUUUUCCGCAGAAGCAGAAUCAGCAUCCUCUGGUUCUAGUCCUGUAAAGGCUAUACAUGGCAUCAGAAAUUCACUUUUUCUCACUGGAAUAACAUACACAGCAUUCUGGGGCCUUCUGCAAUUGCUUCUUCAACAACCAAUCAAUGCAAUUCCUCUUUUCCUCAUUUUCUUGCAAACAGUCUCGAGUGUAGUUCAUUUUUCUCUGGAUAAAACAUUACAUAAACAAUGGGUACAGGUUGUGGCAAUGCAUUUCUUGGGAAUGGCUGGUCACUUUGGUCUUGGGAAUACAAAUAGCCUUGCCAGCAUUGAUGUUGCUGGAGCUUUCAUUGGCAUUUCAAGUUACUCCACAGUUCUGGUAUACUGA
Messenger RNA from Miscanthus lutarioriparius, 1944 nucleotides. NCBI's taxonomy places the organism in Eukaryota, Viridiplantae, Streptophyta, Magnoliopsida, Poales, Poaceae. The record is from the annotation of a GenBank genome assembly.